This is a messenger RNA of Cuscuta europaea, 1433 nucleotides long. Lineage: Eukaryota; Viridiplantae; Streptophyta; Magnoliopsida; Solanales; Convolvulaceae. The record is from the annotation of a GenBank genome assembly.
CGGCUUUCUUCCAAUAGGGCGUGUGAUUAUCUCCCAAAAUAAUAUUGUUUGUAUAUCUGAUACUCGUUUUAUAGCUUUCUUGAAUUCGCAUCUUUUAAAGCUAUCUAGGCAUUCUGGGGCAUGGCUGCUGAAGACAGAAUCAGUGGACUUCCUGGUGAUAUACUUGACCAUAUUUUGGGGCUUUUACCAAUUCAAGAUGCUGCAAGAACUUCUGCUUUGUCUACGGCUUGGAGAGAUGUCUGGUUAAGUCUUUCCCAACUCAUCUUUGACACUAACUUUUUUCAUCACAUCCGUGACCGCUACAUUGGACAAUCAGCGAUGCUUGUAAUCAACAGAAUUCUCAUGAGGCACAACGGACCUAUUCGAAAAUUUGGUUUCCAUCUUUGCAUUUUCUUUUGGGCAAGCAGAUAUACGAAGUAUAGUUGGGUUGAAUUUGAUGAUUGGUUACUUUAUCUCACAAGAAAUGGGGUUGAAGAAUUGGACCUAUCUUUUUGGUCAUCUGCAUAUGCAUAUGAAUUGCCCGAUUUCUUAUUUUUAUGCCCAACUCUCAAGAAGUUGCGUCUUCAUGGAGUGUAUGUUAAACCAAUAAAGGUUCAGUGCAUAUUUCCGAAUGUCACUUCUCUUUGUCUUAGAGAUAUUUCUGGUUUCAACAUGACUGCCCCAGAACUUAGAAGUUUAAAAAUUUCCAAUGUUACUUCUCAUGGCAUUCUUCCGGUUACCUUGGAUUUGAAACCCAUCUUUUCUCUUAAUCUCGACAAUUGCUCUGCCAAGCUUUUUAUAAAGGAAUUAACUAGAUUGGGUAAACAAGGAACUACACUCGAUGUGGGGCACCUGAAGUUGCAUUUGGAUGUCGAAGAUGAUGACAUUUCUGCCUUCAUUAAAUUGUUGCAAAUGUGCCCAAACUUAUACAAACUUGAUAUAGAGCUAUCGAACAAAGGUGUGGCAAUUACUACAGCAGCUUCUUUGGAGCGUCCGGAGAUUAUUCUGGCUGAAACAUGCCAAAGGGUUCAUACUUUGAAUAUUUCUUGUGCGCUUAGAGGGUCAAGGCCGGAAAUGAUAUUCUUUGAGUGGCUUGUUGCAUGCUUUCCCAUGCUUGAAAAGGUUUUCAUAUAUCAAAGAAAAACAUUCUGCUCCAACACAGAGUUUAAAAACAAGCGGAAGCUUUUGGGAUUUGUCCAGGAUCUUCAAAAGCAGAUAUUGCUUACACAGAAAAAGGUUGUUAGAUUUGUAGUCUAGUUUAAGUAUUUUCUAAUACAGUACAUUGCUAUUUUUGAAGUCAUGUGUAUGUACUACUAACUACUCAGUAUGUAAACUUUCAACCUCUAAAUCUUGUUUCAAGUCAUGUGUAUGUGUAUGUACUACUCAGUAUGUAAACUUUCAACCUCUAAAUCUUGCGGAACGUUGCCCAUUAAGUUUGAUGGGAAAUUUUCACC